UCUCUGGGUGUCUUCUUGGUCUGUUGUUGCUGUCCUGUAACCAGCCAUGAUCCUCCAGACUGCUGUGCUCAGCGUCCUCCUCUGCUCUGCCCAGAGUUUCACCGUACAGGCUUCAUUCGAAAAGAGUGAUGAAUCCUCUGGCAACACCAUUGAGGAUGAUGAUUUCAGUGUCUCCACACUGUUAGAGAAGGCAAAUGCCAAUCUGGGAAAGGACCUUGAUGAACCUCUGGUGAUGUUUGGAGACAUAGCAGUGCCAACGGGUCUAGGGAACGCUGACCCCUGCACCGCACGAGGCUGCCUGUGGCCUAAAGCCAGUGAUGGCAACGUCUACGUACCUUACCGCAUUUCCAACCAGUACUCCCGCAGAGAGAGAGACAUCAUCAUUCGAGGUCUGCGGUCGUUUGCUCAGUCCACCUGCGUCCGCUUCACCCCCGUGAAUAGACAGAGGGACUUUGUGGACAUCCAGUCUCGCUCAGGGUGUUACUCAUUUGUCGGGCGUCGUGGUAACAGCCAGAUAGUGUCACUGAGUCGCCAGGGGUGUGUUUUCCACCAGAUCGUCCAACAUGAGCUGCUCCACGCCUUGGGCUUCAACCAUGAACAGACUCGCUCUGACAGGGACCGGCAUGUUCGAAUCCUCCUCCAGAACGUCAUUCGUGGACAGGAGCACAACUUCAGGAGGAUUCGGACAAAUAACCUUGGCACUCCCUAUGACUACAGCUCUGUCAUGCACUAUGGAAGGUAUGCCUUCUCUAGGAACAGGGAGCCAACCAUUGUUCCCAUCCCCAACAGCAAUGUAGCCAUUGGCAGGGCUGUCCAGAUGAGUCGUGUUGACAUCCUACGGGUGAACCGUCUUUAUCGCUGCAGUAGAUUCAACCAGGCCUAACGUGGAACCUUUGGAAAGAAAUGAAUUCCUCUAGAAAAGAAAGAGGCAAAUCAUGCAGCUUCUCACCUAUAAGCACCACCAGUAAUGCAUCUUCUGCUUCAUGAAUGUGCUUAAUAAAAUUCAGAUUUGAUUUAAUUUAGCAAAAUAUGAUAUUGAUUUCAUUAGCUUCAAAAGUAUUGGCAACGCAGUUGUCCAGAGACAACAACACAAGUUUUACAUAUACUGUAUGUGUAUAACUGCUUGUGCACUUGAUGGAAUAUUAAUAAUGAAUAAAAAUGCAUUUUCAGA
Thunnus maccoyii (southern bluefin tuna) is the source of this 1171-nucleotide messenger RNA. Its product is annotated as low choriolytic enzyme-like. The coding region runs from base 47 to 883 and encodes 278 amino acids. Gene Ontology annotation, biological process: proteolysis. NCBI's taxonomy places the organism in Eukaryota, Metazoa, Chordata, Actinopteri, Scombriformes, Scombridae. Gene Ontology annotation, molecular function: metalloendopeptidase activity; zinc ion binding. The transcript has 10 exons. The record is from RefSeq and is a predicted model, not a curated record.